AUGCUCAAUGGGCCUCGGAUAGAUCUCCUCUCCAAGCUGCCCUACGAGAUCGCCAUCUACAUCCUCGGCUUCGUCGAUAUGCACAACCUCGCCAAGGUCGCUCGCAUUUCCCGUACCUGGAACCAGUUUGCCAGAGAUAACGAGGUCUGGAAGAGCGUCUUCCUCUACCAGAAGGGCUGGACAACCUCAAAGGCUCUACGGAGCUUCAUCAACCGCAACUACUUCUACGACGACAACAACAACAACAGCACCAACACCAACAACGGCAAUAGGCCAUUGAACUGGAAGAUGCUCUGUCAUGACCGCAAACUGCUCGAGGAGAGUUGGACCACUGUGCCGCCGAAACAUGAGCUGAACGGACAUAACGAUAGCGUCUACUGUGUCCAGUUCGAUCACUCAAAGAUCGUCACCGGAUCAAGGGACCACACUAUCAAGUUCUGGGACCUGCUCACGCUUCAAUGCACCCAUACGCUCCAUGGCCACUCUCAAUCAGUCCUGUGUCUGCAGUUCAAUGACAAGGUCAUGGUCUCGGGAUCGUCUGAUAACACCAUCAUUGUCUGGGACAUGGACACCCGCCAACCAACAAUGCAGCUUCGAGGACAUACUGCAGGCGUGUUGGAUGUAUGUUUCGACGAUCAGUACAUUGUUAGCUGCUCCAAGGACACGACGAUCCGGGUGUGGGAUUUACACAAGGGAACACUGGUGAGGACCCUGAUGGGACAUCGUGGACCCGUCAAUGCGGUCCAGUUGCAUCAGGGACAGGUGGUUUCGGCCUCUGGAGACGGAAUGGUCAAGUUGUGGAAUGUGAGCACUGGGCAGUGUGUGCGUGACUUUAUUGGACAUGAGCGUGGACUUGCCUGUGUGCAGUUUGAUGGGGAGACCAUUGUCUCGGGCUCGAAUGACAAGUCGAUCCGGGUGUGGGAUGCAGCCACGGGAAGAUGUCGGAAGGUCUUGCAAGGACAUACUGCUCUGGUCAGGACCUUGCAUUUUGAGCACAACAGGAUCGUGAGUGGAAGCUAUGAUAAUACUGUCAAGGUGUGGGAUAUCUCGACGGGCCAGUGUAUCCUCGAUCUGAAUGAUGGUCAUUCUAGCUGGGUCUUUGAUGUCCAGUUCUCAGCCAGUCGCAUCAUCAGCACCUCCCAGGAUAAUAAGAUCGUCGUGUGGGACUUUACAAGGAAUCAGGACAUGCGACUGUUUGACUGA
Molecule: messenger RNA, 1203 nt
Organism: Gamsiella multidivaricata
Lineage: Eukaryota; Fungi; Mortierellomycota; Mortierellomycetes; Mortierellales; Mortierellaceae
Product: WD40-repeat-containing domain protein
Exons: 2
Coding region: 1-1203 (400 amino acids)
Molecular function (GO): protein binding
Source: RefSeq, a predicted model, not a curated record